GAUUUUGUAACUUGACGUUAUCCGAUACUUUCCUUUCUUCGUUGUCCCUCCCUAAAACCCUGUCGAGAAGAAGAACUUGCAGGUCCAAUUGAACCUUCCAUAAACCCCUUAUUGUUACCAGAUUCAUGCUACGAUCUGCAGAAUUUUAGUGGCUCAUUAUAGAAUCGAGAACUAUGAUUUCUGGAUGUGGCUGUAUAACCAACAAAACUCCGCUGUUAUUUCAGACAUCUCUUGCAGGUUCAUUUCCAUCUUCACUAUGGCAUUCAAAACUCAGAUUGAACACCACUAAAAGGGCUCCAUUAUUUCCUUGUGUAAAGUGUGAAAAAACAGACGAUGAGAAAGAGAAACCAUCUUUUGAGAAACUAUCUGUUGAGAGGGCCCCAUAUCAUAGUUACAAAGACUCAAUAUCCGGUCAGGUUGAGCCAGCUUCAGGUGCCCGGGCAAGUAUCCUCGGGCAGGAUUAUUUACCAGAGGGCACAGUCGGUCAAGCCCGGGCAGCCGGUGCCCCUGGGCCCACUGACACAUCAUCUAUAGCUCCAUCUUAUGGUCAAAAUCCAGGAAGCAGAAGGAAAAUGAAAAUGUACAACAAGUACUCCUCAACAACUCCUGCUUCCAAUUCCACUGAAACAAAUACAGUUUUAGAUCAAGAAGAUGAUUUGAGUGAAGAUUUAGAUCUUGAUUUGAAUGAAGGAUUUGAAGAAUCAAAAGACGAGUUUUCUGACUUUGUUGUUUAUCAAAAGGAAUCUGAAAUGGAGAAAUUAAGUGGAUAUGAACUCGACAAAAAGAUUGGAAACCCUCACCCUUUUAUUGAUCCUCAAAAAAGAAAACCGAUUAAGGAGCCUCUUACAAGUGAAGAGUUAUGGUGGAAUUGGAGAAAACCAGAUAAAGAACAAUGGUCCAGGUGGCAGAAGAAACGACCUGACGCUGAAACAGUGUUUCUCAAGGCCAUGGCAGAAACUGGUCAAAUUAAGCUUUUUGGUGAAGAGCCAACUUUGACUGAAACUGCUCUUUACAGAGCUAGAAAGCAUUUAUAUAAAGAAGAAAGGCUGCAGGCUGAACGUGAGAGAUUGCAGAAAGAAGGUCCAUUAGCAUACUAUUCAGAAUGGGUAAAAGCAUGGAAAAAGGACACAUCACGUGAAGCUGUUGAAAAACAUUUUGAAGAAACUGGAGAAGAUGAAAACACACAGCUUAUAGAAAUGUUUUCAUGUCAAACAGCUGCUGAAUAUCGCAUAAUGAUGGGAACUGAUCAUCGGAUUUCAAGAGAUCCAUUGGCUAUGAGGAUGAGAGAGGAUCAAAUUAAGCAAAUAUGGGGUGGAGAUCCGGUUUAUCCAACAGUGAAUUAUAUCCAAGAUCCAGAUCAAGUGAUUGAUUUCAGAGGCCCUGAUUUUCAUGAACCUACACCUAAUAUUUUAGCUUAUUUACAAGAGAAUGGGAAUAUAACAUCAAAGGAGGAAAUUGAUAAAAUAUUGGCCUCAGAGAAGGUUGAAAAAGUAAAGGUAAAAUCACCGGUUUCUGAUGAUGAAGCUAUGGCUAAAGCUGUUGAUAUUGGUGAAAAGGAGGAUAGUGAUGAUGAGGGAAAAUUUGAGGAUGAUGAAAAUAUUACCCGCAAUUGGAGUGUAUUGAAAACUACUCCCGAGCUUCGCAAAUCAAAGCCAAAACCUACAAAAGGGAAAGGUAAGAUGACAUUGGAGGAAGCGAUUGCUGAUUCUGAAAACUUGACUGAUUUCAUGUUGGACUUUGAUCAAGAUAAGGAUAUUGGAACAUAAUUUAUGUGAGAUGUGGUGUGGAUACUUUUGAUAGAUGAGUUGUCUGUGGGACCGGUUGGUGUGGAUACUUUUGAUAUUCCAUUAUUUGAUAAUUGUACAAGAUUCAUUUUUAUAAUGGAAGAUUUUGUUGUUGUAGAUUAGAAUAUCAUCCAUGUAGAAUGCAACAAUUUUAUUCAUAAAAAGCAUGUUAAAUAAGUAGUUUUUGAUAAA
This is a messenger RNA of Lactuca sativa (garden lettuce), 1976 nucleotides long. It is a transcript of the gene PTAC12, whose product is annotated as plastid transcriptionally active 12. Gene Ontology annotation, biological process: response to light stimulus; positive regulation of DNA-templated transcription; positive regulation of red or far-red light signaling pathway. NCBI's taxonomy places the organism in Eukaryota, Viridiplantae, Streptophyta, Magnoliopsida, Asterales, Asteraceae. Gene Ontology annotation, cellular component: chloroplast; nucleus. The record is from RefSeq and is a predicted model, not a curated record.